AUGGCCCCCCGACAGAAACGCGAAAAGGCGCCGUGCUACGUCCUCGGCGUCGGCAUGACAAAGUUCAUCAAGCCCCGCGGCAAGGUCGACUACACGGAGCUGGGCUUCGAGGCCGGCGUCAAGGCCAUGCUCGACGCCCAGAUCAACUACGACGACGUCGACCAGGGCGUCGCCUGCUACUGCUACGGCGACAGCACCUGCGGCCAGCGCGUCUUCUACCAGUUCGGCAUGACCUCCAUCCCCAUCUACAACGUCAACAACAACUGCUCCACCGGCAGCACCGGCCUCGCCAUGGCCCGCACCUUCGUCUCCUCCGGCGCCGCCGACUGCGUCCUCGUCGUCGGCUUCGAGAAGAUGAUGCCCGGCAGCCUGCAGAGCUUCUUCAACGACCGCGAGAACCCCACCGGCACCUCCGUCAAGAUGAUGGCCGAGACCCGCGGCAUCACGAACUCCCCCGGCGCCGCCCAGAUGUUCGGCAACGCCGGCCGCGAGUACAUGGAGAAGCACGGCGCCAAGCCCGAGGACUUUGCCGAGAUCGCCCGCAUCAACCACGAGCACUCCACCCGCAACCCCUACUCCCAGUUCCAGGACGUCUACACCCAGGAGCAGAUCCUCAAGGCCCCCGAGAUCUUCGCGCCCCUCACCAAGCUGCAGUGCUGCCCGACCUCCGACGGCGGCGCCGCGGCCGUCCUCGUCUCCCAGGCUUUUCUUGAUGAGCGCCCCCACCUCAAGGACCAGGCCGUCCUCGUCGCGGGCCAGUGUCUCGCCACCGACGCCCCCUCGCUCUUCUCCCGCUCCGCCAUCGACCUCAUGGGCUUCGAGAUGACGCAGCACGCCGUCAAGGCCGCCCUGACCGAGGCCGGCGUUACGCAGAACGACGUCCAGGUCGUCGAGCUGCACGACUGCUUCUCCGCUAACGAGAUGAUCGUCCUCGACUCGCUCGGUCUCGCGCAGCCCGGCAAGGCGCACGAGCUGGUCCGCCGCGGGGAUAUCACGUACGGCGGCAAGUACGUCGUCAACCCGUCCGGCGGGCUCAUCUCCAAGGGCCACCCGCUCGGCGCGACGGGCAUCGCGCAGUGCGCCGAGCUGGUGUGGCACCUGCGCGGGUGGGCGAACAACCGCGCCGUGCCGCGGACCAAGGCGGCGCUGCAGCACAAUCUUGGAUUGGGCGGCGCCGUCGUCGUGACGGUCUACAAGCGCGCCGACGGCAAGGAGGCGCCAAAGGUCGAUUCGGCCACCGUGGGGAAGGUGAACAAGCUCGGGUACAACCCGGCCGUGGAGGCCAAGGGGUUCACGGCGCAGCAGGCGGCGAGCGUGAGGAGCAGGACCAAGAAGAGCGACUGGGCGCUGCAGGACACCGAGGAGAAGGUCGAGGCUAGGUUUUAG
Colletotrichum aenigma is the source of this 1386-nucleotide messenger RNA. RefSeq names its product Non-specific lipid-transfer protein. The transcript has a single exon. Gene Ontology annotation, molecular function: acyltransferase activity, transferring groups other than amino-acyl groups. Lineage: Eukaryota; Fungi; Ascomycota; Sordariomycetes; Glomerellales; Glomerellaceae. Bases 1 to 1386 code for a protein of 461 amino acids. The record is from RefSeq and is a predicted model, not a curated record.